AUGAAGAAAGAAAAGAGGUCAGUGUUCUUUCCUACCUUAAGAGGACAGUCAGAAGAGUUCCGCAUGUUUAUAAGGCGAACUAAGACUAAGACACUCCAAGAAGCUGUUUCUAGUGCCAUGCAAGAAGAAUGUAUACGAAUGCAUGAAGGAAAUGUGAAUGAGAUUAACAAGAGAAAUAAUGUAUAUACAGUGGAAAAAGGAAGUGAUUUUCAUGAACUGAAUUUAAAGAAGAAUAAUUAUUCAGAAAGUCCUAUAAACAACCGAAGAUAUCAAAACAAAAGCUUCAGACAGUGUACAAAUUGUGGAUAUAAUGGCAAGUUGGGAUGGGAGGAAAAUGUAAAAGAUUUGUUUUGCUUACAGAAACUUCUUACAGCUGCAGCGAAGGGGAAUAUAAAAGAGGUAGAAUUAUGUGUAAAGAAUGGAGCUAACUUGGAAUGUAGAGGAGGUUUUGGACAGACACCAUUAAUGUUGGCGGCUCGGGGAGGACACCUGGAGGUGGUUACUUACCUGGUCACUCAGGGCAGUCAGUUAGAGGCUACAUCCCCCGUGAGUGGAUGGACACCAUUAAUGUUGGCGGCUAUGUACGGACACCUGGAGGUGGUGACUUACCUGGUCACUCACGGCAGUCAGUUAGACGCUACAUCCACCUUGGAUGGACAAACAGCUUUACAUCUUGCUUCUGGGAAGGGACAGAUUGAUGUAACAAAAUGUUUAAUAGAUCAAGGAUGCAGUCCUUGGGUGAAAACAUUGAAGGUAACAUUCAGUUUUAUUCUUAUUAGAUAG
Molecule: messenger RNA, 783 nt
Organism: Mytilus trossulus (common blue mussel)
Lineage: Eukaryota; Metazoa; Mollusca; Bivalvia; Mytilida; Mytilidae
Product: ankyrin repeat and SAM domain-containing protein 6-like
Exons: 6
Coding region: 1-783 (260 amino acids)
Molecular function (GO): protein binding
Source: RefSeq, a predicted model, not a curated record